AUGAAGAUGUAUUACCUUAAAAAAUUAUUGUUUACCUUUUUAAUAAAUACAUUAGUGUUAUCACAUUAUGAAAAUUUUGUAAAUAACUAUUAUAAUGUAAGCCUCAUACAAAACAACGUAAAAAGAACAAGUAUAAAAUCAAGACUCUUAGGACAAACCCAAAAACAUAAUCCACAUUAUCAUAAUGAUCCAGAACUGAAAGAAAUAAUUGAUAAAAUGAACGAGGAAGCAAUAAAAAAAUACCAACAAACUCACGAUCCAUAUAAACAAUUGAAAGAAGUAGUAGAAAAAAACGGAAAAAAAUAUACAGGUGGUAAUGAUGCAAAACAUAUGUCAACGCUAGAAAAAGAAUUAUUGGAAACAUAUGAAGAAACGUUUGGUGACAAAAAUAAUAUAAUGUUAAAAUCAGGUAGGUACCCAAAUGAUAAUGACGAUUCAGAUGAUUCACCUUCAUGUGAAUGUACUGAUAUUAAUAAUGCGAAACUAGAAAAAACAAAAGGCAAAGAUAAAUAUUUAAAACAUCUAAAACACAGAUGCAUAGGUGGAAUAUGUUCUUGUUCAGUUGGUAGUGCACUCUUAACAACGUUUGGUGUGUAUGCUACUAAAGCUGCUGUCAUUGCUAAGUUUGCAGAAGUGCCUAAGAAUUGCAUAUACUCUAUUUCUAUAUUUAAAAUGCUUACGCAUGAAGCUACAUAUU
This is a messenger RNA of Plasmodium reichenowi, 697 nucleotides long. RefSeq names its product stevor. The annotation marks the transcript as partial. The transcript is spliced from 2 exons. The record is from RefSeq and is a predicted model, not a curated record. Lineage: Eukaryota; Apicomplexa; Aconoidasida; Haemosporida; Plasmodiidae.